AUGCGUUUCGCUAAAUCACCCGAAUAUGAUGUGCCAGCUCUCAAGCCAGUGCACCAAUCUCACACACAAGUUGCCAUGUACACCACGAAAGCUCUCAAUGAUCAUAUGUAUGGAAAAGAGCAUGUUGAGGCUCCUCCGAACAUGAUGUGGCCGAAAUUACGACAAUCAAAACAUUCAUUGAAUACCGUGAACCCAGUCCGCAAAAUCGCUGAUGCUUGCGCCAUCCCUCACAACCCAGAAAAAAAACCUAUCCGCCUUCACCUUGGUGAUCCGACAUUGGGUGGAGAAUUGCCAGCUUCUCCAGUCGCUAUUCAAGCUCUCCAUGAGGCUAUUGAUAGCCAUGCUUCAAACGGAUACGGACCAGCUGUAGGAUCACUAGCUGCCAGACAAGCCAUUGUUGAUAAGUAUUCAACUUCUGCUGCUCCAUUCACUGUCAACGAUGUUGUUCUCGCCUCCGGAUGCUCGCAUGCUCUUCAGAUGGCAAUUGAAGCUAUCGCUGAUCCAGGAGAUAACAUCUUGGUGCCACACCCAGGAUUCCCACUUUAUUCGACUCUUUGCCGUCCACAUGGAAUCAUUGACAAAGCCUACAGGAUCGACAUGGAGAAUAAUGAUGUGGUCAUCGAUUUGGGAUUCUUGAAAAGCCUCGUCGACGAUAGAACUAAAGCUAUCAUCAUUAACAACCCAGGAAACCCAACUGGAGGCGUUUUCAGCAAGCACCACCUCAGACAAAUCCUCCAGUUUGCAUUGGAAUAUGGACUUGUGAUUAUCGCUGAUGAAAUCUAUGGUGAUCUUGUUUAUAACGGAGCAAAAUUCCAUCCAAUCGCCACCCUCUCACCAAAAGUACCAGUCAUCACCUGCGAUGGAAUUGCCAAGAGAUGGAUGGUUCCCGGAUGGCGAUUGGGUUGGUUGGUCAUCCACGACCGAUACAAUGCUCUCGCUGAUGUCCGCAAGGGAAUAGUGGCCCUCAGUCAGAAGAUCGUGGGACCAUGCUCAUUGGUUCAAGGAGCCCUCCCAAAAAUCCUCCGCGAGACUCCAGAAUCGUAUUUCCAACACAAUCGCAAAUUCAUUGAGAAGAAUGCCAACAUCGUCGAGCGUAUUCUCGGCAAAGUCAAUGGAAUCAAGGUGAUCAAGCCAUGCGGAGCCAUGUAUAUGAUGAUCGCCAUUGAAAAGAAGCACUACGGUGGAGAUGUCGAAUUCUGCCAAGGACUUAUCGCGGAGCAAUCGGUCUUCUGCCUUCCUGGAGAAGCUUUCUCAGCCGGAGGAUACUUCCGCGUUGUUUUGACCUGCUCCCAUGAUGAGAUGACUGAAGCCGCUAAGAGAAUCAAGCACUUCUGCAUUGACCACUAUAUCGAAAGAGAUGAUUCAGAGGAGAGCUCCGACGAGGGCCUCGACCUUAGCCAAGUGGAAUUGGAUUAG
Messenger RNA from Caenorhabditis bovis, 1416 nucleotides. The record is from the annotation of a GenBank genome assembly. NCBI's taxonomy places the organism in Eukaryota, Metazoa, Nematoda, Chromadorea, Rhabditida, Rhabditidae.